Messenger RNA from Cataglyphis hispanica, 1776 nucleotides. RefSeq lists its product as uncharacterized. Gene Ontology annotation, biological process: sensory perception of taste. The coding region runs from base 296 to 1492 and encodes 398 amino acids. The record is from RefSeq and is a predicted model, not a curated record. NCBI's taxonomy places the organism in Eukaryota, Metazoa, Arthropoda, Insecta, Hymenoptera, Formicidae. The transcript is spliced from 7 exons. Gene Ontology annotation, cellular component: dendrite; neuronal cell body; membrane.
UUCCGCGCAUCCUAUCCGGCACGUAUAUACGUAUACAAAUGUACGUUUGUGUGCUCAUGUGGAUAUGUUUACGCGAUUUUAAUCUCGCUUCAUCAGGUGCGACAAGAGUGCAUAACAUAUUGAAUUCUCGUCACAGUUUACGCGACUAGGGUCUAGGUAUGCUUCGAGACGGUGAGCUUCGAGAAUUCGAUCUAUCCGUAACACAGGUGCAAAUUCUACGUCCCUCAUUAGUGGAAAUUAAAACUCGUCACUUAAUUAAUCCGACGAAGGAUUAAUCGAUCCAUUUCAUCUGAACAUGGAGUUUCGAAAUCGUCUUUUCGAUGUGAAGACUGAUGUAUCAUCACAGACAAAGAAAAAACAGGCGAAAAAGAAGCUGCGCGGUCCAGACUCACCUUUAUACACAUCUAUCUGGCCGAUGAUCUACGCCGUGCGAGUGUUCGGUCUUGCUCCUUAUGAUUUUUCGCAAGAUCAUCCAGUGCCGUCAAACAUGUAUCUGAUCUUCACGGCGAUCGCUGCCACGCUCUACACACAUUUAUUUUACGUGGUGAUGAAAAAGUUUUUCGCUUUGGACAGAGAUGACAAAGUUCUCGAAGCAACAGAAGACGCGAAGGUGACCAUCAACUACAGCGCGGCGGUAUACGAAUUGGGCUUGACGGCAUUCAAGAGACGCAGCUUCAUCAGGAUAUGGAACGCGCUGCAAGAUUACGAUGAGGAUGUCAGACAGCUCGGUUAUCCCCGCAAUGAGAAGCAAACCGCGAUCGCCGCGUGGUGCGUCACCGUCAUGGCCACGAUCAUUUGGAUCGCCGUUAAUCGUACCGGGAUGCAUGCCUUUGACGAGACAUGGACCAACAAUAUGGGAUACAUGAUUAUCUACGUCGGGAGUUCGAUUGCCGUCUAUAAAUUUGUGGCGAUGGCUUUCUUUCUGGGUCAACGGUUUCGUCAUCUCAACAUGAUAACGAUAAAAAAUCUACCAUCUGCAUCGGAAAAUAUGAUUAUUAUCACAAUUAGCAAAACGACGAUCUUAAAUCUGCACAACAAUCUGAUGAUCGCUGCAGAGAGCUUGGCAUCGAUGUACUCGUUAUCACUACUUUUAUGGUUCGCCAAUCUUGGGCUACAUACUGUGAGCAACUUAUUUUUUAUAAUAAAGUGGGUACUUGAAAAUGGACACGAUCUCUACCCGUGGGGAUCAACGUCGUGGUCGCUGAUAUGUUGCCUGGGCUCCUGGUUAUUAGCGUUUUUCCUCCAGCUGCUAUUACUUCACAUUGUCUGUCACUAUGCUUCCUUUCAAGCUAAUCGCAUGGGUAUAAUUCUUAUCGAGUGGCAAGUGAGAUUGAUGAAAAAAAAUGAUGAAUGCGUAAAACCAUUGUUACAAUUUCUAAAUCGAAGAUUCAACUUUUCCGCUGGCGGAUGCUUUUACGUAAACUUGCCUUUAUUAUGUUCUAUCGCUGCUCUGUCAUCUACAUAUCUAGUUGUAUUACUGCAAUUUCCAUAAUAUAAACUAACACAAGAAAGAAAAAAAGUGUACAAUCAUCACAUUUUGCAAUUAUAAAUUUCAAAAACAUACUUAUUUUUUUUAUUACUAUUUUAUUACUUUUUAUCAUUAUUCUUUUUUUAUUAAGUCAAUAUAUGCGAAAUGCUAAUUUCACGUCCACUAUUUUUAACAUCAAAUCAAACAAAUUUUUUUAAUUGAAAAAAAAAUUACCUAAACUCUUUAUGACAAUAUUAAUAAUAAUGUUUAAUUAAUUCUAUAAUGAAAUAAAAAGAAAUUUUGGAAAA